GGAAUUGGAAUGUGAAUUCCAUUCCAUGUGUUGUUCGUUUCACUCAAGAAAGGAAUCGGAAUGGAAUUAAAAUCCCUUGAAAUCCUUCGGUUAGUGCAAAUAAGUGGGAUUUAAAAUACCUCAAAAUUCGGCGGAUUUCAUUAAAGAAAAGCGGGAUUUUACGUAAUUUUACGAAAAUAACCCUAUAGCAAACAUAUCUGAGAUCUGAUUCCCCAUUUGUUCCGAUCGUGCUCUCCACAAACCCUAACCCUCCCCAUUUGUUCCAAUCGUGCUCUCCACAAACCCUAACCCUAGAAAAUGAAGAUCGGAUGAGAAUCGCAGUUUUGGUGCUUCAAGGUCUCAAGUUGAAUCAGAUUCUAUCAUCAAUCUACUGAUCCGGAUGAAUCGAGCGUGUUUCAUAAAGUUGUGUGAGACGCUAAACACUUUUGGAGGAUUAAAACCAAAUAGGAACAUGGACAUUGAUGAACAAGUAGCCAUCUUUCUUCACAUUAUCGCUCAUAAUGUCAAGAAUCGGGUCAUGAGAUGUCGUUUUCAUCGUUCAGGAGACACAAUUAGUAGAUGUGUUACUCGGGUUUGCAAUGCAGUGAUUAGAUUGCAUACACGUUUGCUUAAGAAACCCGAGCCUAUUCCCGAGAAUUCAACUGAACAAAGGUGGAAAUGGUUUAAGAAUUGUUUAGGAGCUCUAGAUGGAACAUACAUAAAGUGCUUAGUGCCCAUUGAAGAUAAGCCAAAAUAUAGAACAAGAAAGGGAGAGAUUGCAACCAAUGUGUUAGGUGUGUGUUCACCGGAUAUGCAAUUUAUAUUUGUAUUACCGGGUUGGGAAGGGUCGGCGGCUGAUGGUAGAGUCCUACGAGAUGCUCUUGAUAGGCCACAUGGAUUGAAAGUUUCAAGGCCGGGUUAUUAUUUGGUAGACGCGGGAUACACAAACGGAGAAGGUUUUCUCGCACCGUAUAGAGGUCAAAGAUAUCACUUAAAUGAUUGGCGUAGUGGGCACCAACCCACCAACCCAAAAGAAUUAUUCAACAUGAAACAUUCGUCUGCAAGAAAUGUUAUAGAAAGAUGUUUUGGUGUAUUGAAGAAAAGAUGGGGAAUUUUGAGAGAUCACUCAUAUUAUCCAAUUGACCAAAAAAAUAAGAUAAUAAUGGCGUGUUGUCUACUUCACAAUUUUAUAAGGAGAGAAAUGCCAAUCGAUCCAUUUGAAGACGAAGGCGAAGGCGAAGGCGAAGGCGAAGGCGAAGGCGAAGGCGAAGGCGAAGGCGAAGCCGAAGGCGAAGGCGAAGGCGAAGGCGAAUAUGAAAUAGAACACGGGGAUGAAGAUAGUAUAACUGAAAUUGAGACUUCAAAUGAGUGGACAAUGUUUAGAAAUAAUCUAGCACAAAGCAUGUUUGAUUCUUGGAGUGCUACUAACUAGUCAGAAAUACUUUACAAACACAUGUAGUAUUAAACGUUGUUUGUUAAGCUGUUUUGAUGGAUGAAUAUAUUAUUAAAUAGUUUUUGGUCAUGCUA
Molecule: messenger RNA, 1506 nt
Organism: Helianthus annuus (common sunflower)
Lineage: Eukaryota; Viridiplantae; Streptophyta; Magnoliopsida; Asterales; Asteraceae
Exons: 4
Coding region: 380-1411 (343 amino acids)
Source: RefSeq, a predicted model, not a curated record